Messenger RNA from Tripterygium wilfordii, 2087 nucleotides. Its product is annotated as beta-amylase 1, chloroplastic-like. Gene Ontology annotation, biological process: polysaccharide catabolic process. The record is from RefSeq and is a predicted model, not a curated record. Gene Ontology annotation, molecular function: beta-amylase activity. NCBI's taxonomy places the organism in Eukaryota, Viridiplantae, Streptophyta, Magnoliopsida, Celastrales, Celastraceae. Bases 119 to 1864 code for a protein of 581 amino acids. The transcript has 4 exons.
CCCAUCCCAUCCCACCACAUUCAAAUCUCAAUAGUUGUACUUAGCGAAACAGAGAAGAAAAAAAAGUGACGGUUUUCUAUUGAAUUCUCAUUCAUUUUCUCGGGAAAAUUAAUUGCAGAUGUCGAUGAGUAUAACGCAUCAAAUCGGAGCACUCGCCGGAACUCCAAUUCAGUCGGAGAGCGUUGCGACAUCUGGAGAUUCGACGGCGACAGUCAGCGCAGCUGCGGUGUGGAAAUCGCCGGUGGCAAAUAUACGUUGUCGAGUUCAGAAUCAGGAUCACGGAGAGGCACUAUCGCCACCUUUGAGUCCCUGCCGGUCGCCAGUAAUGGGCGGAAUGCGGGCUGAUCUGUCCGUUGCUUGCCAAGCGUUUGCUACGGAAGCUCCGGCUGUGGAUAUAAAGAGAGCGGCGGCGGCGGAGAGAUUUUACAAAGAAGUAGGUAGUGACCAUGGAAAGGGGAAGGGAGUGCCGGUUUAUGUGAUGAUGCCGCUAGACAGCGUGACGAUGGGGAACACCGUGAAUCGGAGGAAAGCGAUGAAUGCGAGUUUGCAGGCGUUGAAGAGUGCGGGCGUGGAGGGGAUAAUGAUGGACGUGUGGUGGGGACUGGUGGAGAGGGACGGCCCCGGUGUGUACAAUUGGGGAGGCUACACAGAGCUAAUCGAGAUGGCGAAACGCCAUGGCCUCAAGGUGCAGGCUGUCAUGUCCUUCCACCAGUGUGGCGGAAACGUCGGUGACUCUGUCACUAUUCCUUUACCCAAGUGGGUUGUUGAGGAGAUUGACAAAGAUCAAGAUCUUGCGUACACUGAUCAGUGGGGGAGAAGAAAUUAUGAAUAUGUGUCUCUUGGCUGUGAUACCCUCCCCGUCCUCAAGGGCCGAACCCCCGUCCAGUGUUAUGCUGACUUCAUGCGUGCUUUCAGAGACAAUUUCAAACAACAUCUUGGUGACACCAUUGUGGAAAUCCAAGUGGGAAUGGGUCCAGCAGGUGAGCUCCGUUACCCUUCAUACCCAGAGCAGAAUGGGACUUGGAAAUUUCCAGGAAUUGGAGCAUUCCAGUGCUUUGACAAGUAUAUGAUCAGUAGCUUAAAAGCUGCUGCUGAAGCUGCUGGGAAGCCAGAAUGGGGUAGCACAGGCCCUACAGAUGCUGGUUCUUACAAUAAUUGGCCGGAAGAUACCCAGUUUUUCCGAAAGGAGGGUGGUGGUUGGGCUACUUCUUAUGGUGAAUUCUUUCUCAGCUGGUACUCUCAGAUGCUGUUAGAUCAUGGUGAGAGAAUACUGACCUCGGCCUCAUCUAUCUUUGAGAAUACUGGGGUAAAGAUCUCAGUAAAGGUUGCAGGCAUUCACUGGCAUUAUGGUACUCGGUCCCAUCCUCCUGAACUUACUGCUGGGUAUUAUAACACACGAUUCCAUGAUGGUUACCUUCCAAUUUCCCAAAUGUUGGCACGCCAUGGUGCAAUAUUCAACUUCACCUGCAUCGAGAUGCGCGAUCAUGAGCAGCCCCAAGAUGCACUCUGUGCUCCAGAGAAGCUUGUCAAGCAAGUGGCUUUGGCAACUCGUAAAGCUGGGGUUCCACUUGCUGGGGAAAAUGCUUUGCCACGCUAUGAUGAGUACGCACACGAGCAGAUAUUACAAGCAUCGUCUUUAAAUAUUGACGGAAAUUCAGAAGACAUGUGUGCAUUCACAUACUUGAGGAUGAACCCCAACUUGUUCCAAGCAGAUAACUGGAGAAGGUUUGUGUCAUUUGUGAAGAAGAUGAAGGAAGGGAAGGAAGAUAACAGAUGUUGGGAACAGGUGGAGCGAGACACUGAGCAUUUUGUGCACGUUACCCAGCCCUUGGUGCAGGAAGCUGCUGUUGCUCUCAUGCAAUAAGAAUCUAGAUUAUGCUUUGCUUGCUUUUAGUGCAGGAUCAUACUAGGGGGAUGAUGGCCUUGGACUAGCAUUGCCUAAGUCCCUGCUUUGCUAUAGCUCCUUUUAAUUUUAGUUAUGUGGCUAUAGUAGUGUAGAAUAUUGUUAUCACAGUAUGAGAAUCCUCAGAAUCAGAUCCUUGUAUCAGUUCCAUAAUCUUAAUGUUUUUCAACUUAGAUUUGGCAAA